CGCGGGCCGUUUCCGCGCACCGAGGCCUGCGAGGGUUCCCCGGGUGCACGUGGAGCGCCGUACUCGCGCGGAGCCCGUUUUCGGCACCAUGGGGCGCAAGUUGGACCCUACAAAGAAGGCGAAGCGCGGGCCUGGCCGAAAGGCCCGAAAGCAGAAGGGUGCGGAGACGGAGCUCCUCCGGUUCUUGCCUGCAGCUGAUGACGAAAAUUCUAAGAGACUAUCCAGUCGUGCCCGAAAGAGGGCAGCCAAGAGGAGGUUGAGCUCUGCUGAAACUCCCAAGACAAAUAAGCCUCCUGGGGCCAAGUCCUUGCCCAGAAAGCUCCCCAAAGGAGCUGUGCAGACUCCUGGUAAGAAGGGAGCGCCCCCAUCAUUUGACACUGCUCGGGGCAAGAAGCGGCCAGCACCAGCCCACAGCAGCGAUGAGGAAGAGGAGGAGGAAGAGUCUGAAGAGGAUGGUGUGGAGAACCAGGGGGGCCUCUGGGACUCAGAGGACAGUGAUGCUGAUGUCAUAGACGACUACGGGGCCGACUCCGGCUCAGAGGGAGAGGAUGAAGAUGAAGAGUUGCUGCCCAUUGAAAAAAUGGCUCGGAAGCAGAAGGCCCAGGAAGCUGCGGGGGGCCAGUGGAGUGAGGAAGAUUCUGAUGAAGAGGAGGAAAUGGCCACUGCAUCAGGUCCCACAAAGGAGCAGGAAGCCGACUCCAGCCUGCAGAUCAACGUGGAAGAGGAGGAGCCCUUUGUGCUUCCCCCUGAUGGGCAGAUGGAGCAGGAUGCCCAGGCCCCAGACCUGCAGCGAAUUCACAAGCGCAUCCAGGACAUUGUGGGCGUACUGCGUGAUUUUGGGGCCCAGCGGGAGGAAGGUCGGUCUCGGGCUGAGUACCUGAGUCGUCUUCGGAAGGACCUGGCCACUUACUACUCCUACGGGGACUUCCUGCUUAGCAAGCUCAUGGACCUCUUCCCUCUGUCUGAGCUGGUGGAGUUCUUAGAGGCCAAUGAGGUGCCUCGGCCCGUCACCCUCCGGACCAACACCUUGAAAACCCGCCGCCGAGACCUGGCCCAGGCGCUGAUCAAUCGUGGGGUUAACCUGGACCCCUUGGGCAAGUGGUCAAAGACUGGACUAGUGGUGUAUGAUUCUUCAGUGCCCAUUGGUGCUACCCCUGAGUACCUGGCAGGGCACUACAUGCUUCAGGGGGCCUCCAGCAUGUUACCUGUCAUGGCCCUUGCCCCCCAGGAACACGAGCGGAUCCUUGACAUGUGUUGUGCGCCAGGAGGGAAGACCAGCUACAUAGCCCAGCUGAUGAAGAACACGGGUGUGAUCCUUGCCAAUGAUGCCAACGCCGAGCGGCUCAAGAGUGUUGUGGGCAACCUGCACCGGCUGGGGGUCACCAACACCAUCAUCAGCCACCACGAUGGGCGUCAUUUCCCCAAGGUGGUUGGGGGUUUUGACCGAGUACUGCUGGACGCUCCCUGCAGUGGCACUGGGGUCAUCUCCAAAGACCCGGCUGUGAAGACAAACAAGGACGAGAAGGAUAUCCUACGCUGUGCCCACCUUCAGAAGGAGUUGCUGCUGAGUGCUAUCGAUUCUGUCAACGCCGCCUCCAAGACAGGCGGCUACCUCGUCUACUGCACCUGUUCUGUCAUGGUGGAAGAGAACGAGUGGGUGGUGGACUAUGCCCUGAAGAAGAGGAACGUGCGGCUGGUGCCCACAGGCCUAGACUUUGGCCAGGAAGGCUUUACCCGCUUUCGGGAAAGGCGCUUCCAUCCUAGUCUGCGUUCCACCCGGCGCUUCUACCCUCACACCCACAACAUGGAUGGCUUCUUUAUCGCCAAGUUCAAGAAAUUUUCCAACUCUAUCCCCCAGUCCCAGCCAGGAGAUUCUGCCACAGCCACGCCUGCAGGCCUAGGCUUGUCUGACGCGAAGGGUCAGGCCGCCCCCAGGUCUGAGAGCAGCAGCCAGCCGGCCCCGAAGGCUGCAAAGGCAAAGCAGCAGGCGCAGAAGCGGCAACAUCCCAAGAAGCUCAACGGCAUCGCCAAAAGGGCAGGCGCGGAACUGGCCGCUGCACCUUCGGGCACAAAGGCCCAGGCCUCCCCCAAGCUCAAGGAGAACCGUCAGCCAGCUGAGAAAGCUGACGGGAUCAGGGAGCCGGAGGUGAGAGGGCAGCCCAAGCGACCGGUGCGUAAACGGCAGACCCCCAAGAAGGGCGCCACCCUGAAGCAGAACGCCCCUCCCAAGGGCACGGACACAGAAACACCUGCCGUGCCCGCCUUCUCCAAGCCCAAGGAUGGCGCUCAGCCCCUUGGGAAGGCCAGAGGGGCCAAGAGGCUCAAGCAGCAUUUGCAAGAGCAGUCUUUGAAGAAGGCUCCCGUCCAGACUCAGAAUGGCACCGCCGAGGGACCUCCGGUUCCCACCGCACCUUCCCUCACUUCCAGCCGGCCCCCACCUGCAAAAAGGAGGAGAUCUCGGUCUAGGGGCCACAGCCAGCCCCUGCUGGCCUAGACAGAUGCCCGCGAACCACACUGGGCUGACUCGCUGCCGUGGGCACGGGGCUGGAACUUUUUCCUCUGCGAGGAUGGCGUCCCCACUGCGCACGCUCAUGAAAUUAUAUGCAUUUCACA
Lepus europaeus (European hare) is the source of this 2613-nucleotide messenger RNA. It is a transcript of the gene NOP2, whose product is annotated as NOP2 nucleolar protein. The transcript is spliced from 16 exons. Lineage: Eukaryota; Metazoa; Chordata; Mammalia; Lagomorpha; Leporidae. Gene Ontology annotation, molecular function: RNA binding; rRNA (cytosine-C5-)-methyltransferase activity. Gene Ontology annotation, biological process: maturation of LSU-rRNA; rRNA base methylation. Gene Ontology annotation, cellular component: nucleolus. Bases 89 to 2494 code for a protein of 801 amino acids. The record is from RefSeq and is a predicted model, not a curated record.